UUGUUAUUCACAAAAGGGAAUGUGACUGCUGAGGAGCUUCUGUAGUUUUCGGUGUCUUGGCAUAGGCAAUUGUAUUUAGACAAUCAGCAGUGUGGUUUAAUUCAGUGGGCCCCAGCCUAGGAGGAAAACCCCUUGAUAGUAGGGUGGCUGGAACAGAGAGAGAAUGAACUGCCUACAAUAACAGAUUCUGCACAAGCCCUCCCUCUUCUUCUGCUACGACGUAUGGGAUCACAAAGAAAAUUAUCUAUAUCCUCUGAGACAUUUGGGUUUCUUUCUUUUCUCCUUUCCUAAGAAAAGGCAGGAUCAAUCUGGUCUAGAAAAAAAUAUAAUUCACAGGUGUGUACAUUACAGUACACACAGAAAAAAACAUGUCAGCAGACUGAGGGGAAUCCUGUACUAGAAGAAGAGACUCUAGCUUCCAGAGACCUGGAAUAAUAGUAAAGACCAAAGUACACCACCUUAAAAUAAAACAUGACAAACAAUGGGAAACCAACAGGAAGCUGUACUACCAGUCAGGACACCAGACUGUUUUUAAGUAGUGUGAGAACUGAAGAGUUUUCACAUCUGCUCCAGCAAAAGAGGAUUCUCUGGAGCUGUUUAAAGCGGGAGACAGAAAGACCUUGGCAGGUGUGGUGUGAAGGCUUCUCUCAAAUAUAUAGAAAAGGCACAGGAAAAACCACAAAGGUGCUGCUGAAAUUCAAACCAGCAACCACAGGCCAAUCAGAUGCAGGUGCUGUCCUAUCAAUAGUGCAUAGGAAUGACAUUUGACUGUUCUCCUGGAUUAUAGGCCCUUGUACCACAUGAACCCAAGCAGCCAUUUGUUUUGACCACAAAUUAUGCGCUGUUUCGCCUCAGCUCUUUAAACCAUAUAUGAUUUCUCUUCAUUGUCUUUUACUGUCAUGAAGGACAAGUUCCUGUUACAAAACUGAAGGUCACACACUUCAUCACUUCUGGUAGCUGACAUCAUUGUGCUGUCUCCUACACCUCUUCCUUCUGUGUCACUUUCUCCUCCCCCCCCACUUUCAUUUCCCCCAUUUUCUUCCCCACACUGCCAAUGGCAAGCAUUUUCCCCAUUCCUCUUUCCUCCAUACCACGCAUUUUGGGUGAUUGUCCUGUCCUUUGUACCGCGGGGGCUUUGUGUUCCUCCCAUGGAGUACCUUGUGUGCACUAAUCUUGCACCACAUCACCUUCUCUGGAAAACAGAGAUCUGUCAUGGCAUGCUUCUUGUUGUCACAGGCUGUGAAGCCCACAGAAGUCCUUGCACCAGUCCAUGGGAAAAGCAUCAUGGAGGUCUGCAUAUCCUUCCUUUAUGCUAUGAUACUUCUCCCAGGUAUUGCUGCCAGUGUGCAUCAGGUGAAGUCAUUUCUCAAUCACACUGCAUACCUAUCCUGCUAUUUUCCAAACUCUCAGAAAACUGACUUAAAGGAUUUAAGAGUUUUUUGGCAAAAAGACACUGUUGAAGUGGUGCACGAAGUAUACUAUGGCCAAGAAAAACAUGAUAACCUUAGUCCUAAAUAUAUAAAUCGCACCAAGAUGGAUAUGGACAAAUGGACCUUGCAGUUGCUAAAUGCAGGAGUUAUGGAUGAGGGACAGUAUAAAUGUAUUAUACAGCACAGAGAUAAAGGCUCGCCAAAGGUCAUACACACGUCUGAGUGCUUACUGCGCAUUAUUGCCAACUAUAGUCAACCUGAGAUAGAAUGGCUGCACAGUGGGGAACUAAAGCCCAACGAACCCUUGAAUCUUUCCUGUUCUUCCAGCGGAGGUUAUCCAAAGCCCAAGCAGAUGACUUGGUUGAUUUCACACAAAAACACAACAGAAGGGGCUAUGGGUCACACGGAUGUCUCACAAGACGCUGUAACAAAGCUGUACAGUGUUACCAGCCAGCUGAAUAUCACAGUUCCUACAAACACUCUCACUAAUAUUAGCUGCUUGCUUCACCUUGGAGAGCAGCUGGGGAGCCUUGUCUCAGUGCCACUAAGCAUAGAGAUACAAGUGAAAGAAAUGGAGCAAGUGAAAAUAAAUUUCUUUGGCCCACUUAUAGCUGUGACUAUAAUCAUCAUACUUCUUCUGGGUUUUGUGAUAUUGAAGAAGAACAGAAGUAUCUCAUCUACCAAUCAGAGUGUCAGCCUAGAAGUCUAGAAGAUACCCAACUUGAAACUGAGGCCAUCAGCCAGACUGCUGACUGUGAGCCAUUUCUGCACGUAGCAAGGCUUGAGGGCUCAUGUUCUUAGAUGUCCUGCCAGAACAAGAAUCCUCCCCAGGUACCCUACAGAACAACAUGCAACACUUUUGUCUGAUGGCUGAAAUCCACUCUCCAGUGUUUAAUGCUUUUAGUUUUGUUCCAGAAUGAUAGUAAAUACGAUGCUCUGCCUAUCUGCGUGACUUUUUUUGCUGUAUCUUACAUUAUGCACUGUGACAUUGUAAAAUUCUGAGGAUCAAUGAAGAAAGCAGAGCUGUGUGGGUUACAGAAGAGAAUGUCUCAGAAAUAGAAGGAGUUAGGCCACAAUCUGUGAUUCAUAACCAUUAUUGGAAAUAUGGUCAGAGGCAGAUUAUUAAUCACAAGCCAUAAAUGCUUUUGGCACAGCCAAUGUGACUUUGUACCAGUAACUUUCUUGUAAAGUUCCACAGCAGAAAGAGGAACUUGAGGGCACUUCACAAUUUCUCACAACAUGAGAGAAAUCAUACAAUUCCUAUCAGGGAUUUGAAACUAGAAAUCACCUGAAAGAAAGACAUGCUUUAAUAGUAAUUUCUGUUUAUCUUAUUUGGUUUUUUACUACCAUCCAUGCUUAAUAUGCCCAGACAGUUAGUACCUCAACGCUUUGUUCUUUCUCUAUGCUGACUGGAUGCUGUAAUAGUUGUUUGGGUGGAUGCAGGGAUAGAAAAUGAAAGCAUGAGGUAUUACAUAUAUGUGUAUAAACCUAAACAUAUGAAAUUAAACUAAGCAGCUAAUGGGUACAUAUUAUAUAAGUAGGACACAUUCUGAUUUGGUUGUAUAUGUUCUCCCUUUUAAAAAUAUUCCUUCAAACUUUAAGGACAGAUCAAUCUGUACUCUCUGGUACGCUCGGCUACAGGAAGAUUCUCUCUUUCACUCGGAAUGUUCCUGUUACCCAAUCUUGAAGGAUCUCUGCACUUUAUAUUCUUCAACAGCACUGACAUCUUUCUGGAGGAAGAAUACAGCAGAAUUGAGACAAAAUUCUUCUGAAGUCUUGAUUGUUUGUAGGUCUGACAUUUUCAGCAAGGGCAGGGAUAUUAGCAUCACAUUAUCAAGACAAAUUUCAGCUCAAAAUUGCAGUCUGUGGACUCUACAAUUCUCUACAGUUUCUGCUGAGUACAAAUAUUCUUUUCGGUUAAAUAAUUCUGUAAGUUGCUAGAUUCCACCUCAAUUUUUACCCCAUUUUCAAGUGUGUGAAAGAAUGUACGUGUCCUUUUGAGUUAGCUAAACCGUUUGGGAGUCAGUUUAUUAAGCUGUUACACUUAACAUUCCAAAUAUUUUCAUUCAGAUUAAUAUAAUUCAGAUUUAAUUAAAAUUUAAUGGUUUUAUUUUUAUGUAAA
Cuculus canorus (common cuckoo) is the source of this 3552-nucleotide messenger RNA. It is a transcript of the gene CD86, whose product is annotated as CD86 molecule. Bases 1213 to 2139 code for a protein of 308 amino acids. The record is from RefSeq and is a predicted model, not a curated record. NCBI's taxonomy places the organism in Eukaryota, Metazoa, Chordata, Aves, Cuculiformes, Cuculidae. The transcript is spliced from 6 exons. Gene Ontology annotation, biological process: T cell costimulation; cell surface receptor signaling pathway; cellular response to lipopolysaccharide. Gene Ontology annotation, cellular component: external side of plasma membrane.